GCUCGUCAGAAAAUCUUCGUGGUUGCUCAAAAAUUGGCUUCAGAAGGCGAGAUGGCCGAUUGGUCUCUUCUGGUAUCUCAAGUUGACAGAUACAAAGAGAAACUUCAAGAGGCUUGGUCGGCUGGCACCGAUGAACUCAGCGUACAAACCCCGUCGAAAUGGACGCUUCUUGGAGGAGUGUACUUCUGUUUCACGAUCUUCACAACAAUAGGUCAGUUCUGCUCUUAUUUAGGAAACUUUAUGCAGUACUCAUCAUGCCAAAAAACAAUGAUUCAUCGAUGGCUCUGUCGUUCAGAGCAAGGAUAUGGGACAAUGGUGCCUACGACGAAUGCAGGCCGAGCCUUGACCUUAGUUUACGGGAUUGUGGCAAUCCCACUGUGCAUUCUCCUAAUCUCCCGUCUUUCAGUAUUGCUGACACGCUUUAUCAAGGCUAUCUCUGCGAUGGCACAAGAGUCUUCCGGUGUCCCAGUUCGACUCAAGGAAGCUUAUUCACGGGCAGACGCCACUUUCAAUUUCACAGUAAGUACUCAAACAGUGACUCAGUGUAAUUGCCGGCGGCACUCUUAG
Messenger RNA from Protopolystoma xenopodis, 567 nucleotides. Lineage: Eukaryota; Metazoa; Platyhelminthes; Monogenea; Polystomatidea; Polystomatidae. The record is from the annotation of a GenBank genome assembly.